Molecule: messenger RNA, 832 nt
Organism: Amoebophrya sp. A120
Lineage: Eukaryota; Dinophyceae; Syndiniales; Amoebophryaceae
Source: the annotation of a GenBank genome assembly
CUGGGUCUGGAAACUUGUGAUACAAGGAAGGAAAUAGUGCGCACACUCGAAUGCACUGCCAGUGCCAAGCAUGACAAGUUUUUUCGUGGUUUUGAGUUGCGUACUCCGCAUGAGAAACAGAAACUGCGUUUUAUUUGCAUGACAGGCAAGACCAAGAGGAGCUCUUUGCGGUGACGCAGCACAGAGUUCAGAGUGAACAUCAUGCCAGACUAGCAUGACAAAUCUCGUUGGAAUCUCCCAGACCCAGACGUAUUUGCAUCUGAUAAAAGUAGUCCGUAGCCUGUUUGGCGAGCAACGACGACCACUUAAGGGAAAUACUACUACAUUAUUAAGCAACACAAAAAGAAAAAAUAUAUCGUCAAAAAAGCAAAAUGUGAAUUCGCGCGCCGGUGUAAUUUCUUCUAAUGAGAGUCGCUUGUUAUUAAUGUUACCCUCCACAACUUCGAGCAGCCUCGCGUGUUUGAUUGUAUUUUGGUAUGACAAGGUAGUAAACCGGGGCUUUUCAGAACCACACAGAAAUCGGAUUUUUAUGAAGCGGAAUUUUGACCAACAGACGGUCAAACAGGGCCGAACAUUGUGGAUGAAAAUUCAUGUUGCAAAAAGUACAACUCGAUUUUAUGUAUUAACACAGAAAAACUUCUGUAUAUGGCAGGAGAGAAUAAAUCAGUAUCAGAUCGAAUGGAACUCCACGGUCGUCCAUCAAGGCGGAGAUAAAAAGAGGCCGUGAAAGUAUAAGUAAAGCUGAAGUGUUGAUUUCAAGAACCACUGCUAAAUUACUUAAUACCCUGUCGCACUUGACAAGAUGGGCAUCCGUCGCGGCGGGAUCUCCCCG